ACUCAGCUUGACCGUAAUUGGUGCUAUAAAAUGCAAGCGAGAGUGCAGGGUCUGCCAAGCACAAAGUCCAGCAACCCAAAUGAAGUCACCUCCUCCUACAGCUAGGGUCGCAAUGUCUUAUCUCUUCCUUUUUCUUCUCUACUCUUAUUCAUGGGCAACUUUGGCCUACACUCAUCAUCACGACAGCUUCCUCCAAUGCCUUUCCCUACAUUCUGGUAACUCUACUUCUCUCACCAAACUCAUUUAUCCUCGAAAUAACCCUUCAUACACAUCAGUCUUGGAGUUUUCGAUUCGGAAUGCUAGGUUUUCUACACCAACCACCCCGGAACCUUUAGUCAUAGUUACCCCCUCCCACAUCUCUCACAUCCAAGCAACCAUUAAUUGCUCAAGAAAUCAUGACAUGCAGAUCAGAAUACGGAGCGGGGGUCAUGACUACGAGGGUCUUUCUUACGUUUCUCAAGUUCCGUUCGUCAUCAUUGAUUUGAUUAAUUUGCGGUCAAUCGAUAUUGAUGUAGAAAAUAACACCGCAUGGGUUCAAGCUGGUGCUACUAUAGGUGAAUUGUAUUACAGAAUUGCAGAGAAAAGCACAACUCUUGCCUUCCCAGCUGGUGUUUGCCCCACAGUUGGUGUUGGAGGUCACUUUAGCGGGGGAGGUUAUGGCAUGUUGAUGCGAAAGUUUGGCCUUGCUGCUGAUCAAAUAAUUGAUGCACACUUAGUUGAUGUUGAUGGCAGACUUCUUGAUAGAAACUCUAUGGGGGAAGAUCUGUUCUGGGCCAUUCGAGGAGGUGGAGGAGCCAGCUUUGGAGUCAUUGUCUCGUGGAAAGUAAAGUUAGUGUCUGUUCCAUCAACUGUGACUGUCUUCACGGUGAACAGGACAUUGGAAGAGAAUGGAACAAUGCUUGUUCACAAGUGGCAAUCUGUUGCAGAAAAGAUUCAUGAAGAUUUGUACCUUAGACUCUUUUUAAGAGCUGUGAAUUCAAGCCAACAACAAGGGAAAAUAACAAUACAAGCUUCUUUCACUUCCUUGUUUCUUGGUAGAAUUGAUCAACUAAUUGUAUUGAUGCAAGAAAGCUUUCCAGAGCUUGGAUUGGUGAAAGAAGACUGUAUAGAAAUGAGCUGGAUCCAAAGUAUCCUCUACUUCGCAGAAAUCCCACAAAGUGAAUCAUUAGAUAUUUUGCUUAAUAGGACAGGUACUCCCUCAUUCUUCAAAGGGAAAUCGGACUAUGUUAAGGAACCUAUUCCCGAAUUUGCAUUAGAAGGUCUAUGGCAAUGGUUUUACGAAGAGGAACCUGGGUCAGUGGAGCUUAUCUUCAGUCCUUAUGGUGGCAUAAUGAAUGAGAUUCCGGAGUCUGAGACUCCUUUCCCUCAUAGGGCUGGGAAUUUAUUCAACAUUCAUUAUGGAGUGGGAUGGACAGAGGAAGGUCCUUCAGCAUCUCAGAAGCAUAUAAGUUACAUGAGAAGGCUUUACAGGUACAUGAAACCCUACGUUUCAAAAUCUCCCAGAGAAGCUUACAUGAACUACAGGGAUCUUGACCUUGGAAUUAAUAACAUUGGUAAAUACACAAGCUAUGGACAAGCAAGCAAAUGGGGUCUUAAAUAUUUGAAAAAUAACUUCAACAGAUUGAUUCAUGUGAAGACUACGGUAGAUCCCCAAAAUUUCUUCAGACAUGAACAGAGUAUCCCUUCUCUUUUUCGUGGCUGAGCAAGAGAGACAAUAAUCAGUGUUUUUUCUUUUUUUGGUUUUUGAAUAAGGCAUGUUAGUUAUAUAUAUGGGUGUAUUAAAGAUCAAGAAUACGACUAUGCAUUCUCCGAAAUAGUUUUAUUCAUUAUAUAUCUAUGUUAAAAAAU
This is a messenger RNA of Durio zibethinus, 1848 nucleotides long. The record is from RefSeq and is a predicted model, not a curated record. NCBI's taxonomy places the organism in Eukaryota, Viridiplantae, Streptophyta, Magnoliopsida, Malvales, Malvaceae.